UGUGUGUGUGUUACCUUCAUGGAGGCCUUCAGCUCCGAGGCGUCGUACUGAGCCGUACUCUUCAUCAGACCCAACAUGAGAGACUCCAGAGAGCCGGAGAGAGCAGACUUCAGAGAGCUGAUGAGGUUCUAAUCCCGUUAUCCAGGAGCCGGUUCCUGCUAAUCCUGCCACUGACUCCAUGAGGCUCCGCGGAACGCUGCCGGGACCCGACUGAAGACCAGAGGAUGUUGAGUUGGGUGGUGAAAGUCGUUCCUCAUCCACCUGAACCUCCGGCCAGAAGCAGUGAGCAGCAGAGAGAAGCGCCGCCCCCCGUCGAGAAGAAGGUCAAGUUUCAGGAUGAAGUCCAGCUGGAAGCUCUGAAGCGAGAACCGACCCGACAGGAAGUAGAACCAGCAGCCGGGAACGGUCCGGUACCCCCGCUCCAGUCCGUGUCUCAGACCGGCGUUCUGACGUGGAUCAGCAGUGCUCUGCCUCAACCCCCCUCCUCCCCGAAACCGGCCCAGGCCAAGUCCAGCACUGAGGACGAACCUUCAGCGUCCAGCAGUAGACCAGAAGACGAGACCGGGGUUCUGGCCUGGUUCUCUCAGGGUCUGGAGAAAGUGGUUCCUCGACCCGAACUGAGGAUUAAAGAAGCUCCAGCAGCAGCAGAGCAGGAGGAGGAGGUGUGUGUUGCUGCAGCGGCUCCAGAGCCGCUGGACGGAGACCAGGCCAGAACCUUCCCCCCCAGCAUGAUGCAGUGGGUCCGGCUGGGUCUGCAGAAAGUGGUUCCUCAGCCGGAGACUCUCGUCCCAGAAGAAGCUGAAGCUCCGCCCACAACGACCAACACGUCAACCUCUGAACCAAUCAGGAUGAUGGGCUGGAUCGAGCGCAUGCUGCCCCAGCCGGUGGUCAAGACGGACACAAAGAGUGACGACGUGAUACAGAUCUGCCCGAUGCAGAAGGAGACCGACUUGGUUCUGGAGGACGUGGAGGACCGGGAGGACCAGGUCCAGAACUCGGACCCUCCGGGCUCCCUGAAGGAGGAAGCAGGUCACAUGGAGGAACGGCUGGAGGCGGCCCGCCUGGCGGAGGCGGCAGCCUGCAGGGCGGCGCAGGAGGCGGUGCGGCAGCUGGAGGCGGAGCAUUCGGCCCGGAUCGUCAUGGAAACGCUGCCAGACAACGAGCAGUUGCCCAACAUCCUGGAGGAGGAGAACGAGGACGACCCGGAGCUGCAGAAGCUGCAGGACGACAGCGACGACGGUUUGAAUCCCGACGAAGCCAAAGGCUGUGCUGGGGAGCAAGGCACCGUCCUCCUGCUGGACGUCUGUCCCGCCUCCCCGUCCUCCACCGACGCAGAACCGGCCUCGGAGAACCGGGACCUGGAGACCCCGGCCUCCCAGCCAAUCACAGCGCAGCCGGGAGCCGCGGAGGCCCCGCCCCCCUCCGCCGGCCAGGUGAGCGGACGGAGGUGGAGAACGUGUUCCGUGUCCCUCGUGUCUCUGACGUCCCGCUGUCCACCGUCCCUCCGCAGACGGAUGAAGCUGGAGCGCAGCGCGGAACCGCCGCAGUUUGUCCUCCGGUCUCGAGCUUCCUGCUUGGCUUGCCGCUGGCUGCUGAUUGGCUGCGCCGCUGCCCCACCCCCGCGCCGCUGCGCCGCCUGGUGGAGGAGCUCCAGCAGGAGGCGCUGCUGCUCUGCAGCAGCUUCAAAGGCCUUCAGUCCAGCUCCCAGCAUGCUCAGCACCCCCAAGACCCGCCCCUGCAAGCUCCGCCCCCUCACACCUGAGUAGAGCCUAGAGGAGACCUGCAAGUGCCUCUUCCUCCUCCUCCUCCUCCUCCUCCUCCUCCUCCUCCUCUUCUUCCUGCUCCUCUUCCUCCUCCUCUUCCUCCUCCUCCUCUUCUUCCUGCUCCUCAUCCUCCUCCUCUUCCUCCUCCUCCUCUUCUUCCUGCUCCUCAUCCUCCUCCUCUUCCUCCUCCUCUUCCUCCAGCUGACCUCUGAUCCUUCUACUAACCUCGUUAAGUCGACUCGUCCUGUUGUGUCUUGAUCGGUUUGAGAGACUAGUUAAAGUUAACUCAAACAUUCCCUCCGGCUGGUUUAUCCCCCUUAACUAGUUGACUCCUCCACACUGGUUAACUCCCUCUAACCAGUCUGAUCCAGAUAACUAGUUAUUCUCCUCAGCCCGUCGACUUCCUGUACCUCAGGUUUGUUUCCCGGAUUCAGUCGGGUUCAGGUUAGUUAG
Messenger RNA from Salarias fasciatus (jewelled blenny), 2216 nucleotides. Its product is annotated as cyclic nucleotide-gated cation channel beta-1-like. The record is from RefSeq and is a predicted model, not a curated record. NCBI's taxonomy places the organism in Eukaryota, Metazoa, Chordata, Actinopteri, Blenniiformes, Blenniidae. The coding region runs from base 225 to 1766 and encodes 513 amino acids. The transcript is spliced from 22 exons.